Rubroshorea leprosula is the source of this 1964-nucleotide messenger RNA. The record is from the annotation of a GenBank genome assembly. NCBI's taxonomy places the organism in Eukaryota, Viridiplantae, Streptophyta, Magnoliopsida, Malvales, Dipterocarpaceae.
GACAAACAAGCCUUAGUUGAAGAUGCCUUCGGUCGUUAAAAGCGUCGAGACUCUAUGGGACAGAUGGAAUUUCAGAGGACUGAUUGGUCUGAGCCUCUUGCUGCAGUCUUUCUUAAUUCUGUCUGCACCAUUAAGGAAACAAAUAGGGGACAGAUGGGUCAUCAUGACUUUUAUCUGGUUGGCAUACUUGCUUGCAGAUUGGGUUGCUACAUUUACUAUUGGACUCUUGUUGCGCACAGAACGCAGUGACAUCCUGACCCUUUGGGCACCCUUUCUUUUGUUGCAUCUUGGUGGGCCUGACACCAUUACUUCCUUCUCUCUAGGGGAUAAUAACUUCUGGAUCAGGCACUUGCUUGGGCUUAUCUUACAAGUUGGUUCAACUAUCUAUGUCAUCUUUGAGCAGUCAGUCCCGCAGAACAAGCUCUUGCUCCCAACCCUCCUAGUAUUAAUGGCCGGAAUAAUUAAAUAUGCAGAGCGAAAUUGUGCUUUUUAUCUUGCAUGCUUUGACCAUUAUGGAGAUAAGGUAACAAAUUAUUCCGUUCUCGAAGAAAAUGCAGUUAAGGCUGAUGAGAACGACGGUUCCAAUUUACUAAAAGAAUUGACACCAGAUGGCACUACCAAGAAUCUACUUGUUGGGCCUCUUCUAUCUCCAGAACGACGAGCUUUCAGCAAAAACGCCUUUCUUAAAAUGUCUCCACAAGAGGUCCUUCGGAUGAUAGAGAUUGAGCUAAGCCUCUUGUAUGAUGCUCUUCACACCAAGUUUCCAAUUGUUUAUUCUAAGAUUGGACGUGUUUUCCGGAUCAUUAGUUUGGGUUGCAUUUUUGGAGCCUUGUUGUCAUUCUCAUUAGUUAGGAAGCACUACAAGUUGGGCAAGUCUGAAAUCUGGCUAACCUAUGGUUUGUUGAUUGGAGCCAUAACAUUGGAUUUCAUAUCCAUUGGAUUACUUAUUUUUUCUGAUUUUAAUUUUCUAAAUCUGGAAAUCAAAAAUAUGGUCCACGAUCUGAAGAAAGAAAAUAAGGGUAAUAGAGUCAUGAAGGGGCGCAGGUGGUCCAAGAGAAUCUCCCAGUACAACUUUAUAGCCUAUUUUAGAGGAAGUCAAACUCUCUAUUUUAGAGGAAGUCAAACUCUUCGUUUCAUAAGGUUCCAUUUGUACGCCACCUGUCCAAAAAUUAGUGAAGACAAAGUGUGGCUCUUCAUUUUUGAAGAACUGAAGAGGAAGGCUAAGCUUGCAAAGACCGCAGAAAUGGGCAAGCAAAUUUGUUUGAAAAGAGGUGAUGGAAUUCUUGAAAGCAAUAAAAACUAUCGGCACCUCAUCUGGAGCAUCAAGGGUUUAGAUUACACGGCAAGCCUUCUAACAUGGCAUUUAGCCACUGAAUUCUGCUAUCUUGAUAAGCUCUGCAAAUGUCCUACAUGUAAUAUUCAAGGGAUAUCCAAGUUACUCUCCGAUUAUAUGUUUUACCUUCUAGAGAUGCGGCCCGCUGUAAUGGCCACUGUGUCCCUUGAUCGGAAAGAUGUAUUGAGAAAAGCAAUGGACGAUCUAAGACGACAUUUUUCCAACAACAUUCAAGAUUUGGGGUGGGAAGAAAUGUCGAAAGCAAUCUUUGCAGAAGGACCAGAGUUUGAUCCGCUCCUUCCUCCUGGCUGCGAAGAACAAUCUGUUUUCAUUUAUGCACGGAGGCUUGCCGUCCAGCUAAAGGAAAAGAUGAACGACGGCUGUCCCUGUCCCUCAUCCAAGUCAAGGUGGAGAACUCAUCACUUUCGUUUGGUUGUUGAUGAAUCAUUUGGGUCUUGGAACACAAUUUUCAACCGAAGACCGACUUUCAUAUAUUGGUGGUAUUGAUGUUUGAUUCCUAUAUCAGUGUUUUCUUAUCCUUUCUUAAAUAUUGAUUUCCUGAGCUUAUUAAUGUUUUAAAGCGUGUGUAUCUCGAUUUGGUAGUUCAUUGUAUUAAACUAUUGCUGAUUUG